UGCACAUCCACAUGGCCAUCGGCUGGCGCAACCGAGUCCGAAAACUGAGACCGAGUGCAACGAGAAUGCGGGUCCGAGAGGCUCCGACUUCGGACUUGGGGAGGCACUCGCGUGGCAACAAUCGUCCAGGGCGCACGGCACACACGCAGAGCUGCCGGAGGAGAUAGCCCAUUGCUGUUGGGGCCAGAGUCGUACCUCCGAUCCAAGUGCAGGCCCGCAAAAGACCCGUUCCCGAUCCAUCCGCCUCAUUAAAUUUCCGCCGCUUUGAUUGGGGCACGCAGUAAGUCGAUUGCAAUUGCCGUAGCCUUUGACUUGCUGCUCGUUUGCUGCUGUUUACUGCUCGCUAUUUGCAACAACGCACAUGGUGGAGGAGAUUGGCUGCCAGAGACAGACGGGCAUUGUGGUCGCCAUGCCCAGCCAGGUUGCAUCGAGUACCGGAACUCCAGCCCCAUCCGCCGGCGGCAUUCACCACCAGCAACAGCAGCAGCAGCAACAACACCACCAGCAGCAGCAGCAGCAGCAACACCAACAGCAACACCUUCAGCAGCAACAGCAGCACCAGCAGCAGCAUCAGCAGCAACACCACCAGCAGCAACAGCAGCAGCAGCAUCAACAACUCGCCAGCAACAUGAGCCUGCUGACCGUCAAAGGUGGUCGUUACCUUUGGACAGAUCGGGAGCUAUUGAUGCACCUCCAGAACUACACGCCUCUGAUCCUUCUCAUCGAUUUCGUGGAGAAGACCCGAACCAAGCGCUUUUAUGAGAGCUCCGAGCGCUAUGAGAUACUCAUGCUGGUCUUCAUCAUGCGCAAGGGAGCGCCGUUCUGCGAGAACAAGCGCUUUCCAGCGGAGUACUGGGUUAAUUUGUCGGUGGGACCAAUUGCCGAGGCUUUUGACCGACUGCAGGCAGCCAUCGAUAUACCGGAUCCCCAGCUGCCGAUCCACAUGAGCGUCACGGAUUUGACCAGUUGGAAGCAAAUGUUCGACCUGGCCAUGCUGGAUAUACGGCGUUUUGCGUACUACACCGAUCCCUUGCAGCUGGCCGAUGCGGGCGUCUUUAACCGGAUCACCUUUGAGCAGCGAUUCGGAAUGCAAUGGCAGGAGUAAUGGGAAUUGAUGCAAGUUAGGCAGAAUAUAUUCACGGGAAACAGCAUGUAAUCACACCAUCAGCACCAACACACUUUCCCACAUUGGGAUGGAUCAUGGGAAAGGCUACUAUAUAAAUCUGAAUGAAAGCAUUUAGUUAAGUAUAAAUAGAAGGCACUAGAGUAACCGAUCCAUCCAAUCCCACAUAGACAGAGUUAUUUGUUGCGUUAAUGUCCCUGCAUAGCGAAAUCUACUGUGCCUUCUCCAAAACUUCUGAUCCUUCUGCAUUCCUUGGCAAUCCUUCAACUUCAUCUCUCCUUCGACUCCUCAAAUGUAUCUGUAAUACAAGCGACGUAGGACCCAAAAUGCUUUAAUGGAAAUAAACGUUAGUUACUGUUCAAA
Drosophila yakuba is the source of this 1486-nucleotide messenger RNA. Its product is annotated as general transcriptional corepressor trfA. Gene Ontology annotation, molecular function: structural molecule activity. The transcript is spliced from 2 exons. The record is from RefSeq and is a predicted model, not a curated record. NCBI's taxonomy places the organism in Eukaryota, Metazoa, Arthropoda, Insecta, Diptera, Drosophilidae. The coding region runs from base 362 to 1105 and encodes 247 amino acids.